Pectinophora gossypiella (pink bollworm) is the source of this 1589-nucleotide messenger RNA. RefSeq names its product 3-ketoacyl-CoA thiolase, mitochondrial-like (gene yip2). The record is from RefSeq and is a predicted model, not a curated record. Gene Ontology annotation, biological process: fatty acid beta-oxidation. Gene Ontology annotation, molecular function: acetyl-CoA C-acetyltransferase activity. Bases 101 to 1291 code for a protein of 396 amino acids. The transcript has 9 exons. Lineage: Eukaryota; Metazoa; Arthropoda; Insecta; Lepidoptera; Gelechiidae.
AGUUACUCAUUCACUCAUUCUGAAAGUUUCGCCUGAGUUUGUUGCCGCGUUGUCUGAAUAUUUUUACUUUUAUUUAAAUUUAUUUUAAAAUAAAUACAACAUGUCCGUAGCAGCUAAAGGAAUAUUCAUCGUCGGCGCCAAGCGUACGGCGUUCGGCACAUUCGGCGGCGCGUUCCGCAACACGUCUGCUACGGAACUGCAGACCAUCGCCGCCGUCGGCGCGUUGAAGGAGGCCGGCGUGAAGCCCGAGCAGGUCGACACCGUCAUCGUGGGGCAGGUCAUGUCGGCCUCACAAACUGACGGUAUCUACACGCCUCGCCAUGCUGCCCUGAAAGCUGGCAUUCCUCAGGACAAGCCCGUUUUGGGCAUCAACCGACUUUGCGGUUCUGGAUUCCAAUCCGUUGUAAACAGCGCCCAGGACAUCAUGACUGGAGCAGCUAAGAUCUCCCUGGCCGGUGGUGUAGAAAACAUGUCCCAAGCUCCCUUCGCUGUCAGAAAUGUCAGAUUCGGCACCGCCCUCGGCAGCUCAUACGCUUUCGAAGACACAUUGUGGGCCGGUCUCACUGACUCCUACUGCGGUCUGCCCAUGGGCAUGACUGCUGAGAAACUCGGUGGACAGUUCAGCAUUACCAGGGAUGAGGUUGAUAACUUCGCGCUGCGAUCACAACAAAGGUGGAAGGCUUCCAACGACGCAGGCGUGUUCAAGGCUGAGAUUGAACCCGUCACGCUGACCAUCAAGAAAAAGCAAGUAGUGGUCAGCGUGGACGAGCAUCCUCGCCCGCAGACCACCAUCGAGGGACUCAAGAAGCUCCCGCCCGUGUUCAAGAAGGAAGGCCUUGUCACUGCUGGUACCGCUUCGGGCAUCAGCGACGGUGCCGGCGCUUUAGUUCUGGCUAGCGAAGAAGCCGCCAAGAAUCUGAAGCCCCUCGCGCGCCUGGUCGGCUGGUCAUACGUGGGCGUCGACCCCAGCGUCAUGGGCAUCGGCCCCGUGCCCGCCAUCGAGAACCUCCUGAAGGUCACCAAAUUGACCCUCAAUGACAUUGACUUGAUCGAGAUCAAUGAAGCGUUCUGCGCUCAAACCCUGUCGUGUGCCAAGGCACUGAAGUUGGACAUGGAGAAACUGAAUGUGAACGGUGGAGCCACCGCGCUCGGACACCCGCUCGGCGCCUCAGGAUCCAGGAUCACCGCCCACCUUGUACAUGAACUCAGACGCCGCGGACUGAAGCGGGCUAUCGGCUCGGCGUGUAUCGGAGGUGGGCAGGGCAUCGCCGUUAUGGUUGAAGCUGUUUAAAACAUCACAAUAUAAUAAAAAAUAACUAAUUAUUAAGAAAAACUGCCCUUUGGUACCCUAACGCUAUUAGCUUAAGUCUGAAUUCGUUGUAAUUAUAAAUCGCAUAGAACUUGGCUGUACACAAGUUAUUUUUACAUCAAGAUUUUGAAAUUAUUUAUGUAUAAUAAUGUAAAUAAUUUUAUCAAAUUUCAUACAAUGAUGAAUGUUUAUUAGACUGAACGUGUUACUGUUUUAAAAUUCUUAUCGUGAACUUGAAAUAUUGUUUAAAACAUAUUUUCGAUGGCUGUAUUCGUGUAUA